Molecule: messenger RNA, 1689 nt
Organism: Drosophila novamexicana
Lineage: Eukaryota; Metazoa; Arthropoda; Insecta; Diptera; Drosophilidae
Gene: wash
Product: WASH complex subunit 1
Exons: 1
Coding region: 16-1584 (522 amino acids)
Biological process (GO): Arp2/3 complex-mediated actin nucleation; retrograde transport, endosome to Golgi; endocytic recycling
Cellular component (GO): recycling endosome; WASH complex; early endosome
Molecular function (GO): gamma-tubulin binding; alpha-tubulin binding
Source: RefSeq, a predicted model, not a curated record
CAAACUUCGCCAAAAAUGGACGAGAGCGAAACUUAUGUGCACAGCGCCUACCAGGUAUCGAUAAUUCCAACGGAUCUACAUCACGAGGAAACUAUAAUCAGAGCAGCACAGUCGCUCGACUGCCUUAACAAAACAAUAAACUCAAUUUUCGGCCGCAUCGAUGCUCGAUUAGAAAGAAAUGGUGCCAAGGUUCAGCAUAUAAAUGACCGUGUCAUGCGUGCGCAGGCAAAAAUUGAUGCUCUCGUUGGCUCCAAGAAGUCUAUUAAAAUCUUUGCGCCCGCUCGCUUUCCCGGCAGCGCCAUAUUAAACAACAUACCGGUCACUUUUCCCCCGCUGGUACAGAAGCCAAUGGAAACGCCAACAACAACAACAACGGAGCUGCCACAGCGCCGGCAUCGCAAUCGCAAUGCUGAUUCUUCCAGUGAGCAGAACUCCGCCGCGGACAUUGACUCGGUAUUCUUUCAUGUGCGUGGCGAGGAUCAGCAGGAGACGCCACUGGUUAAGGAGCGCCAGCGCACCAAUCGCAUAGCCGGCCUGGGGAGCUUGCCAGCUGCGAAAUCGGUGCCGGCGCUGAUGCGUUUUAAUACCAACGAAUUUGCCUAUGGCGGCGGCAUCAAUGGCACCGAUGAUUUGAAUGCUUGGAAGCGCGCCCUACCGCCGCAAAGCCACAAGCGCACCGUUCACAAGCCAAAGCCGAUUGGUACGGAGCUGUUGGCGCCGGCGCCACACUCAUUGGCUCAUGGCACCACAAAGCUGGCAACUCCCGCCGGAGAUUUGCGUUAUACGCCAGCAGCGCUGGCAGCGCCGGCGAUAGAUGUGCCACUUGAUUUGCCCGAUCUGCCGGGCAUUGCCAAUGACUUGCAAUACGAGCCAGUCAAGGAGCAGACACCCAUUGCGCCGUCGCAUCAGUUUGUUGAUUUGCCUGAAUUGCCCGGUUUAAUGGAGCCGGCGGCUGAGGUACCUGUGAACUUGGACAUAACAGUGCAAUCAUUAGCGGCCCAAACGCACAUGACCCGAAAAAGUAAUCCAACGGUUGCGCCACCAAAUAUGCUACAAGCUCCACCACCGCCGCCACCACCACCACCGCCACCACCACCGCCGCCGCCGCCACCCCCACCCGCUCAACCUGCAGCCAAGCUGCCAACUGAUGGAGUUAUCAAACCCAUAUCGCCGUCGUUGGAAACACCUUUAAGCAUACCAGAUUCUCGUGCACCACCACCAGCCGAUCCGCGUUCUGAGCUAAUGGCUGCCAUACGCAACGCGGGUGGUGUACACGGUGGUCGUUUACGUUCACCGGCCGCUGCGCCUGUCAAUGUGGAUGCUGUGGACACACAAAAUGUGAACAACACAAGCCGUUCCAGAGCGGGCGGCGCUGCAACAGGUGGUGAUCUUAUGGCGGAUCUGCACAAUAAACUCAUGCUACGCCGAAAAGGAAUCUCGGGCAGUCAAAAUCCUGCGGAUCAAUCGGGAAAUCCCAUGAUGUUGCAACUGUCGAAAAUAAUUGCGGCGCCAGUAGAGAAGAGUAAAGGUUCCAUGUCCAGCGAUGAGGGCAAUUCCGAGGACGACGAAGACGCUUGGGAGUAGUAGUAAAUCGAAUUAGAGUUAAAUUAGUUCCAGCUAUGUGCCUUGCUUUAAGCAUUAGUAAAAAUUAUUAAAAACCAUUUUGGGCAGAUCGAGCAUAACAAUUGA